Messenger RNA from Mizuhopecten yessoensis (Yesso scallop), 773 nucleotides. RefSeq lists its product as uncharacterized. Gene Ontology annotation, biological process: homophilic cell-cell adhesion. Lineage: Eukaryota; Metazoa; Mollusca; Bivalvia; Pectinida; Pectinidae. The record is from RefSeq and is a predicted model, not a curated record. Gene Ontology annotation, molecular function: calcium ion binding. The annotation marks the transcript as partial. The transcript is spliced from 4 exons. Gene Ontology annotation, cellular component: membrane.
AAAAUACCCAUAGCUUAGAGGUAUCAGUUUCCUGUGGAGGUGAAUUUUCUGGAAAAGUUCCGGUCAUUAUACAGCCAAAGAACCAAUGCUCGUGUGCCGUACCACACAGCAACUCCACGGCAUGGAUUUCAAAAGUGUGCUUCCAGGCAGAAGAAUUACAUUUCAUCGUUGAGGAAAACACUAAAUCCGUUCGACUAGGGAAUGUAGCUUCUUGCGAGUUUGGACAUGGAUUCAACAGGACAUAUACUAUUAAAGCAGAUUCCCUAUCAGACAAAUUUGAAGUGGACGGCGCUUCAAGUGAGGUGUUUUUGUUGUCUGCCUUUGACAGAGAAGUUGAGGAUGAAGUCAGCUUUACUUUAGAGUGUUCCGUCAGCAAGGACGGCCAACCGGUCGGACAGUCGGUGGCUGCUGACAUACGUAUCACCGUAGGGGACACGAACGACAACCCAAUUUUGUUUCAAAACAACAUGGACAAAUCAGUUAUAGAAUCCAAUACAGAAAAUCAGUGGUACAGUGUGACGCUGAAUGAUCGGGACCUGUUUGGUUGUGAACACCACCGAACCCAGGUGUCAUUGGACCCUCGCGGUGCAUGCAGUCAAAGUGCAAUCGACAUGGGUCAUCAUGUUGGUUCUGGACCUCUCGGUCAUGUCGUCUGUCGACUAAGGGUACACGUGGAGCGGGAGAAGAUUGAUGACAGCGAUGACUAUACCUGUGUGAUAAGUAUUACCGACCCGGGGUUCAAACCUUCCGGAGCUGCCAACUAUUCUAACGUG